This is a messenger RNA of Homo sapiens (human), 6369 nucleotides long. RefSeq names its product nuclear pore complex interacting protein family member B11 (gene NPIPB11). The record is from RefSeq and is marked validated. NCBI's taxonomy places the organism in Eukaryota, Metazoa, Chordata, Mammalia, Primates, Hominidae. The transcript has 8 exons. Gene Ontology annotation, cellular component: membrane. The coding region runs from base 2748 to 6233 and encodes 1161 amino acids.
GUUAGAUUCUACCUCUGUCACCCAGGCGGGAGUGCAGUGGCAUGAUCUCGGCUCACUGCAACCUCCGCCUCCUGGGUUCAAGCAAUUCUCCUGUCUCAGCCUCCCGAGUAGCUGAGACUACAGGCAUGUGCCACCAGGCAUGGCUAAUUUUUGUAUUUUUAGUGGAGACAGGGUUUCACUCUAUUAGGCUGGUCUGGAACUCCCGACCUCAGGUGAUCCACCUGCCUUUGUCUCCCAAAGUGCUGGGAUUACAGGCAUGAGUGACGGUGCCCAGCCAUUCAUGACGUGUUUAUACAAAUAUAACUUUAGCAAACAUUUAGCAUAACUAUCAAAAUUACAAAUCAUAUUAAAUUUGUAUAAAUGUAUGCAAUUUUUGGAACACGUAUAUCAACAACAUACCCAUAAAUAUAACUGAGAUGAGAUCUAAUGUCACCUCACUUGACAGUGCCCUCCCAUGCAGUAUCGCCACAUUUGACAAUGCCUGCCCAUUUAAUCUACCAAAUAAAUCGAAUCACUUAAUACCUCUACAAGAUGAGAGAUACAUUCUUUAGACUCCCCAAGGGAUGCAGCUGAAAAAAUCCCAAAGUUAGUUUUAAGCCAAAAAGACUUGAUUUAGGAUUUUGACACUGGAGAAACCCAUCAAAGACGUCAAGUUUGAAAACACUUGAUCAAAACAGAAUCACAGGUCACUAUUAAAAGAGUAUUAAUUUAACCAGAGACUUCCAAAGCAAUACAGAAACUUACAUGGAUAUAAAAACCUUAACCCUUUUAAAGGUCAGAUUUGCUAAGUGAUCAAAAGGGGUACUUGAAUUGAAUCGACACAGGAAGAGUGUGUACAGGGUUAUGAGUGUAGGCAGAUGGUUACUUUGGUCAUAUCUCCAUUUGCCACCUGAUUACACAUGAGAAUGCCAUCUUUACUCACCAGAAAGCCAGUAUUAUAGGAGGUGUAGGAGGCAUUCUUGGACUUGAAACAAGAACAUUGUUGUGUAGAAAUUUCAUUGACUGUGUUAAAAUUAUUCUCCAUGGGCUGGAGAACACAUAACAUGGCCUUUAGAAUGAGACGGGCAUUGAUUGGAUGCAAGGUCUCCACACUUACUAGCCGUGUGACAUUGGACAGAGUGCUUCAUCAUUCCGAGACUCAGUUUUUAAAGGAAAAACAACUAACUACCUUGCAAGCUUGCUAGCAGGUUUAAGUGUAAUAAUGUGUGGGAAUGACUGCACCGUGACUAACACGUGGUGACGGCUUAAUUAAUGUUAACCCUUAUCAUUAUCGUAUAAGAAUGUGAGUUGCAUAAGAGAGGAAUCCUGUCAGUUUGUUCUCUGCUGUGUCCCCAAGACCAUGAAUCAUGGCUGGCACGUAGUAGGCUUUUAAUAAUAUUUGUUCAACAAGUAUUUGGCAGUCUUGGAGGGCAGAAAAGGAGGUGGGGAAGAUUUUUAAAUAACAUUUUUUAAAAAGUCACAUUGUCCUACAAUAUCGAUUUUUCUUGCAUAUUUAGGAAAUUGAGGGUUUUUUCCUAAAACAUGCGGACAUAUGGGAAAUAUGAUGCAACAUUUGCACUAAUGUUUCAGACACAGUUAGAGGUUUCCAAGAGAUUUUGUGCUGGGGAGGCUGCUUGCUACAAGCUCCCAAAGCUCUGGGAGGACAUAGUAUUCAUUCCUCCCUCAGCAGAAGCGGUGAGGCAAGAAGCUCUGGGGAGCACCCAGCCUUGGACUUUUAGCAUAGUGUGUCAGGUCUUCAUAGUUUGGGCCCAGGGCACAGAGAAGUCACAGCUCUCUGGCAUCCUGUGACCUUUACCCUCUUUGCCAAGGGAAAAUGUGGCCCACCAAAGCAAGAAACUUGAGGGCAUGGGUCACCCCAGCCCUGGCAUCUGCCCAGAGCCCGAGAAGGAAGGAACAAUGAUCCUCCAGCUACCUCACAGGGCUGGCACAGGUGACCACUGCCCUGGCAUCACCCAGCUGUGUCCGGCAGCCUGAACCCCAUCUGUGGGGAUGCGAGGAGGAAAAUACAAAAGCCCUUAGGUGAGCACUGAGAAGGCAGAUGCAGCAGAAACCUCCAGGCCGGAACUACCCAGUCUUGGACCUAUGGUGGAGACAGAGCAUAGCUGGCGAUCAUGUGUACUUACACUCUAAGGUCACCUGGUUGCACUGUGGCCUCAUCUGUGGCUCUGAAAAUGAAGAUUUGGAAGGAGAUCAUCACAGCUAAUGUUUAACAAGCCCCUCCUGUGUGCCAAAUCAUUCACCCCUCACCACAACCGAAUGAGCUAAGGAUUCUCAUUAUAUAUAGUUUAUGGAGAGGGAAGUGCAGACAUAAAGAGGUGAAUUAUCUUACCCAGAUCACACAGCUGAUAAGUGGUGGAGGCAGAAUAGAAUCUAAACAGUGUGGCUCCGGAGCCCACAUGCAUUGAUUCGACAAGUGUUUAUUGAGCACCUGCCACGGACAAGGCCUUGUGUGAUUAAAUAGGGUUAUAAUUAGUAAUAUAAAAAUGAGAAAUCACUAAUGCUUUUUAGACUUAACAUUUUCUUUUUUUGUAGGUUUCAGGCACAGAACUGUAUAUCCAAUAAUAGUGAAAUGGAUCCCACUAAUUAUGACAGAAAUGAUGAUACAUUUAAAUGACUUGGAUGUUUUAUAGGUAUGAUCUCGUGAAACCUUGAGAGAAACUGAAUGACGAAUGAAACUAUUGUUCCUGUUUCACACAGAAGAAAACUGAGGUUGGCACUCAUCAUGAGCCCCUGUUCUCAUUCUGCAAAUGGUGAAGCUCUCUAUUGUCCUGACCCCACAGUUCCUGUCCCAUGACCAGGGCCAGCUCACCAAGGAGCUGCAGCAGCACGUAAAGUCAGUGACAUGCCCAUGCGAGUACCUGAGGAAGGUUAUCAAUACUCUGGCUGACCAUCAUCAUCGUGGGACUGACUUUGGUGGAAGUCCUUGGUUACAUAUUAUUAUUGCGUUUCCGACAAGUUAUAAAGUUGUCAUUACCCUCUGGAUAGUUUACCUUUGGGUGUCUCUCCUGAAGACUAUCUUCUGGUCUCGAAAUGGACAUGAUGGAUCCACGGAUGUACAGCAGAGAGCCUGGAGGUCCAACCGCCGUAGACAGGAAGGGCUGAGGUCCAUUUGUAUGCACACAAAGAAAAGAGUUUCUUCCUUUCGAGGAAAUAAAAUUGGCCUGAAAGACGUCAUUACUCUACGGAGGCAUGUGGAAACAAAAGUUAGAGCUAAAAUCCGUAAGAGGAAGGUGACAACGAAAAUCAACCGUCAUGACAAAAUCAAUGGAAAGAGGAAGACCGCCAGAAAACAGAAAAUGUUUCAACGUGCGCAAGAGUUGCGGCGGCGGGCAGAGGACUACCACAAAUGCAAAAUCCCCCCUUCUGCAAGAAAGGCUCUUUGCAACUGGGUCAGAAUGGCGGCAGCGGAGCAUCGUCAUUCUUCAGGAUUGCCCUACUGGCCCUACCUCACAGCUGAAACUUUAAAAAACAGGAUGGGCCACCAGCCACCUCCUCCAACUCAACAACAUUGUAUAACUGAUAACUCCCUGAGCCUCAAGACACCUCUCGAGUGUCUGCUCACUCCCCUUCCACCCUCAGCGGAUGAUAAUCUCAAGACACCUCCCGAGUGUCUGCUCACUCCCCUUCCACCCUCAGCGGAUGAUAAUCUCAAGACACCUCCCGAGUGUCUGCUCACUCCCCUUCCACCCUCAGCUCCACCCUCAGCUCCACCCUCAGCGGAUGAUAAUCUCAAGACACGUGCCGAGUGUCUGCUCCAUCCCCUUCCACCCUCAGCGGAUGAUAAUCUCAAGACACCUUCCGAGCGUCAGCUCACUCCCCUUCCACCCUCAGCUCCACCCUCAGCAGAUGAUAAUAUCAAGACAACUGCCGAGCGUCUGCGGGGGCCGCUUCCACCCUCAGCGGAUGAUAAUCUCAAGACACCUUCUGAGCGUCAGCUCACUCCCCUUCCACCCUCAGCUCCACCCUCAGCAGAUGAUAAUAUCAAGACACCUGCCGAGCAUCUGCGGGGGCCGCUUCCACCCUCAGCGGAUGAUAAUCUCAAGACACCUUCUGAGCGUCAGCUCACUCCCCUUCCACCCUCAGCUCCACCCUCAGCAGAUGAUAAUAUCAAGACACCUGCCGAGCGUCUGCGGGGGCCGCUUCCACCCUCAGCCGAUGAUAAUCUCAAGACACCUUCUGAGCGUCAGCUCACUCCCCUUCCACCCUCAGCUCCACCCUCAGCAGAUGAUAAUAUCAAGACACCUGCCGAGCAUCUGCGGGGGCCGCUUCCACCCUCAGCGGAUGAUAAUCUCAAGACACCUUCUGAGCGUCAGCUCACUCCCCUUCCACCCUCAGCUCCACCCUCAGCAGAUGAUAAUAUCAAGACAACUGCCGAGCAUCUGCGGGGGCCGCUUCCACCCUCAGCGGAUGAUAAUCUCAAGACACCUUCCGAGCGUCAGCUCACUCCCCUUCCACCCUCAGCUCCACCCUCAGCAGAUGAUAAUAUCAAGACACCUGCCGAGCAUCUGCAGUUCCGCUUCCACCCUCAGCGGAUGAUAAUCUCAAGAGACCUUCCGAGCGUCAGCUCACUCCCCUUCCACCCUCAGCUCCACCCUCAGCAGAUGAUAAUAUCAAGAUACCUGCUGAGCAUCUGCGGGUUCCGCUUCCACCGUCAGCGGAUGAUAAUCUCAAGACACCUUCCGAGCGUCAGCUCACUCCCCUUCCACCCUCAGCUCCACCCUCAGCAGAUGAUAAUAUCAAGACACCUGCCGAGCGUCUGCGGGGGCCGCUUCCACCCUCAGCCGAUGAUAAUCUCAAGACACCUUCCGAGCGUCAGCUCACUCCCCUUCCACCCUCAGCUCCACCCUCAGCAGAUGAUAAUAUCAAGACACCUGCCGAGCGUCUGCGGGGGCCGCUUCCACCCUCAGCCGAUGAUAAUCUCAAGACACCUUCCGAGCGUCAGCUCACUCCCCUUCCACCCUCAGCUCCACCCUCAGCAGAUGAUAAUAUCAAGACACCUGCCGAGCGUCUGCGGGGGCCGCUUCCACCCUCAGCCGAUGAUAAUCUCAAGACACCUUCCGAGCGUCAGCUCACUCCCCUUCCACCCUCAGCUCCACCCUCAGCAGAUGAUAAUAUCAAGACACCUGCCGAGCGUCUGCGGGGGCCGCUUCCACCCUCAGCCGAUGAUAAUCUCAAGACACCUUCCGAGCGUCAGCUCACUCCCCUUCCACCCUCAGCUCCACCCUCAGCAGAUGAUAAUAUCAAGACACCUGCCGAGCGUCUGCGGGGGCCGCUUCCACCCUCAGCCGAUGAUAAUCUCAAGACACCUUCCGAGCGUCAGCUCACUCCCCUUCCACCCUCAGCUCCACCCUCAGCAGAUGAUAAUAUCAAGACACCUGCCGAGCGUCUGCGGGGAGCGUCUGUGGGUUCCGCUUCCACCCUCAGCGGAUGAUAAUCUCAAGACACCUUCCAAACGUCAGCUCACUCCCCUUCCACCCUCAGCUCCACCCUCAGCAGAUGAUAAUAUCAAGACACCUGCCGAGCGUCUGCGGGGGCCGCUUCCACCCUCAGCCGAUGAUAAUCUCAAGACACCUUCCAAACGUCAGCUCACUCCCCUUCCACCCUCAGCUCCACCCUCAGCAGAUGAUAAUAUCAAGACACCUGCCGAGCGUCUGCGGGGGCCGCUUCCACCCUCAGCCGAUGAUAAUCUCAAGACACCUUCCGAGCGUCAGCUCACUCCCCUUCCACCCUCAGCUCCACCCUCAGCAGAUGAUAAUAUCAAGACACCUGCCGAGCGUCUGCGGGGGCCGCUUCCACCCUCAGCGGAUGAUAAUCUCAAGACACCUUCCGAGCGUCAGCUCACUCCCCUUCCACCCUCAGCUCCAACCUCAGCAGAUGAUAAUAUCAAGACACCUGCCGAGCGUCUGCGGGGGCCGCUUCCACCCUCAGCCGAUGAUAAUCUCAAGACACCUCCCUUAGCUACUCAGGAGGCUGAGGCAGAAAAACCACGCAAACCCAAGAGGCAGAGGGCGGCUGAGAUGGAACCACCUCCCGAACCCAAGAGGCGGAGGGUCGGUGACGUGGAACCGUCACGCAAACCCAAGAGGCGGAGGGCCGCUGACGUGGAACCAUCAUCACCCGAACCCAAGAGGCGGAGGGUCGGUGAUGUGGAACCGUCACGCAAACCCAAGAGGCGGAGGGCCGCUGACGUGGAACCAUCAUCACCCGAACCCAAGAGGCGGAGGUUGAGCUGAGAAGAGGCCAGUGCACUCAAGCCUGAGCAAUAAGAAUAAAACCGAGUAGAACAAAAUAAAAAAUUCAAAAAACAAAACAAAACCCACACUCCAAAAACUAACAAAGAAUAAAUAAAUAAUAUAAAAAUAAAAUAAA